AUGGAGGAAGGUCCCAACACUGAACUCGCCAAGGAGUUGCAGGAAUUGGAAGCUGCGAAUGCCCAGCUUUCUGCUCAGCUCUCGAGCUGCACCUGCGAGAAGACUAUGGCCAGUGAUAGACUUAGUGGUUUUAACUCGAUGGAGAAAAUGAAAGGGAAAAAAGUUGAUGAAGAUGAUCUCAGAAAUAAAUCGAAGGAGGAUGUGCCAGAUACACGUAGAGAAGAUAUGGUUUUGCAUCAUUUUCCGAGGCGGAAUGUUGCUCUAAAAGUUAUGUAUUUUGGUCCGAGUUACACAAUAUA
Striga hermonthica is the source of this 299-nucleotide messenger RNA. NCBI's taxonomy places the organism in Eukaryota, Viridiplantae, Streptophyta, Magnoliopsida, Lamiales, Orobanchaceae. The record is from the annotation of a GenBank genome assembly.